AUGUGUCCUAACCUAUCCCGACCACCUCACCGUAGAAUCGAACUCUACAUCAAAGGAUUGGCACCACAAGUCAAGGGUUUAGUCACUCCAGCAAAUCUUGACAACCUGCCACGAAUCAUCAGGCUGGCUCAUAAGAUCACUGAUCAGGAGGUGGAGCGUGGCUCGCUACCACCACGUGUUACUGCCACUACUACUUCUACCACUGCUAUCCCCACCACUGACAACAAGCGUAAAUGGAAUGGCGCUGACAAGGCGACCAAUUCGAACCAGUCACAAAAGAAGCCUGACAACAACAGUCGUAGUUUCUGUCAGUCAUCUUUGGUCAACCAGAAUCAGAACAACAGUCAAACUUCGGGCUCUUAUGCAGGAAAACAGCCGAAGUGGAACCAGUGCGGUUUCCACCACUAUGGUUCGUGUAACCGAACGUGUCAAAGGUGUGACAAGGUGGGUCAUAUGGCGAAGGAUUGCAGAGCUCAGUAUCCAAAGCAGCAGCAGCAACAACCCCAACAACAACAACAACAACAGAGGCAGCAACCCCAUCAGAACCAGGGUAAUCAAAGGGGAUGUUACCAAUGUGGCAACGAAGGGCACUUCAAGAAGGAUUGCCCACAAUUGAAUCAGAACGCCAACAACAACGAUGGGAACAAAAAUCGCAAGAACAACAACAACAAUGGGAAUAACGGUGGGAAUAACGGUGGAAAUGGUGCUCGUGGGAGAGUGUUUACUAUAGGAGUAGGUGAUGCAAGGAAUGAUGGCAACGUCGUGACCGGUACGUUCUCUGUCAAUGGGUGUAAACUUGAUCUCUUGGGUCAAGUGUUUAACAUUGACCUUCUUCCCGUCACUCUUGGUAGCUUUGAUAUAGUUGUUGGUAUGGAUUGGUUGUCAAAACACCAAGCCGACAUACUUUGUAAGGAGAAAAUCGUGCGUAUACCUCUCCCUUGUGCGGAACCGUUGUCUGUUCAGGGUCAUCGUAGUGGUGCAACUGUCAGCAUUAUUUCAUCCAUGAAAGCCCAGAAGUGUUUGCGGAAGGGCUAUACUGCUAUUCUUGCACUUGUUACUGAUACUCAGCCUAAAGAGAAGAGAAUCGAGGAUUUACCCGUUGUUCUUGAGUUUCCUGACGUAUUUCCUGAGGAACUUCCAGGUUUACUUCCCCAACGACAGGUGGAGUUCCAAAUUGAUCUUACACUAGGAGCAGCUCCGAUUGCUCGUGCACCUUAUCAUCUUGCACCAGGGGAAUUACCAGAACUGUCUAAUCAACUCCAAGAACUGUUGGAUAGAGGCUUUAUCGGACCCCGAAAGUGA
Helianthus annuus (common sunflower) is the source of this 1302-nucleotide messenger RNA. RefSeq lists its product as uncharacterized. Gene Ontology annotation, molecular function: nucleic acid binding; zinc ion binding. Lineage: Eukaryota; Viridiplantae; Streptophyta; Magnoliopsida; Asterales; Asteraceae. Bases 1 to 1302 code for a protein of 433 amino acids. The record is from RefSeq and is a predicted model, not a curated record. The transcript is spliced from 3 exons.